AUGUCGUCUGGUAUCGAGGAGACAAAGACCGAGGGCCAGGUCCAACACAAUGAGAAGCUCGACCAUAGUGAAGUCUUGACCAACAAGGACCUCAUGCAUGAGGCCAUUGAGGGAGAGAAUCAAGAGCAUCAGAUGGGUGUCUGGGAGGCAGCCAAGACCCAUCCCAAGGCUUGCAUAUGGGCCUUUAUCUUUUGCUUCACCAUUGUCAUGGAGUCCUUCGACAUGUUCCUGAACACCAACUUCGUUGCACUGACAUAUUACAAGCAGCGGUUUGGUGUCUCUACUGGUCCAAAGGAAUGGUCGAUCCCAACCCGGUGGCAGAGUGCCCUCUUCCAAUCCGGUCAAUGCGGUGCCUUUCUUGGUGUCUUUGCAGCUGGUCCGAUUACCAAUCGCUUUGGGUACCGCUGGACGACUAUCUUUGCGCUUAUCAUGAUGAAUGCGACCAUUUUUAUCUCCUUCUUCUCUACCUCUCUCGGGAUGAUGGUUGCGGGACAAUUGUUGGAGGGUAUCCCCUGGGGCUUCUUCAUUGCCAACUCUCCGGCCUAUGCCAGUGAGGUAGUGCCACUCUCCCUACGUGGUGCCACAACUGCCACUUUGCAAAUGAGUUGGUCUAUUGGCGGCAUCAUUGUUGCCGGUGCUAGUUAUGCAUACAACAACCGUAUGGACCAAUGGUCCUGGCGAGUCCCGACUGCCUUGCAGUGGCUGUUCCCCACACCACUUAUGAUCCUCGUCUUCCUCGCGCCCGAAUCACCUUGGUGGCUCAUUCGUCGUGGACGCAAAGCAGAAGCUCUUAGAUCUAUUGAACGCCUAGGUGACAAGGGUGACAAAUCUCAGAAGACUCUAGCCAUGAUCGAACGAACCGUCGAGCUUGAAGCUGAGAUGGGUGGUGCCCCAUCCCUUCUGGACCUGUUCAAGGGGACUGACCUGAGAAGAACUUUGAUUAUUACUGGCAUGUACGCAUCUCAGAACUUUGCUGGAAACCUGAUCGCAAACCAAGCGACAUACUUCUUUGAGCAAGCCGGCAUCUCCACGGACAAAGCCUUCCAGCUCAACCUGAUAAACUCCUGCCUCCAGUUCGUCGCCAACGCUCUUUCGUGGCCGUUAACCGCCUGGUUCGGUCGCCGUACCAUCUAUCUAUGGGGCACAGCUAUCAAUGUCGCCUUCCUCUUCAUUCUCGCUAUCUGCGGCUCGGUUCAUCAAACGCACGCGACUAGCUACGCCCAGGCCUGUCUCGGCGUCAUUAUCUCCUUCGUCUACGCCGGUGCAAUGGGUCCUAUUACCUACACCAUUAUUGCCGAAACCUCUGCUGUCCGUCUUCGUGCGUUGAGCACAGGUGUUGGUCGUGCCGCCUACUACGUCGCGGAGAUCCCUAUGAUCUUCCUCGCAUCGCAGAUGCUCAACCAGACUGGAUGGAACUUGGCUGGAAAAUGUGGCUAUGUUUGGGGAUGUACCGCUAUUGUCUGCUGGAUUCUGGCUUACUUCUUCUUGCCUGAGCUGAAGGGCCGUUCUUACCGUGAGAUUGAUAUCUUAUUCAACCGUAAGGUUCCGGCCCGGGAGUUCAAGACUACUCACAUUGACGUUACGGAGAAUGAGUAA
Messenger RNA from Penicillium daleae, 1596 nucleotides. RefSeq lists its product as uncharacterized. Gene Ontology annotation, molecular function: carbohydrate:proton symporter activity. The record is from RefSeq and is a predicted model, not a curated record. Gene Ontology annotation, cellular component: membrane. Bases 1 to 1596 code for a protein of 531 amino acids. The transcript has 2 exons. Lineage: Eukaryota; Fungi; Ascomycota; Eurotiomycetes; Eurotiales; Aspergillaceae. Gene Ontology annotation, biological process: transmembrane transport; carbohydrate transport.